GUUUUUAAAAAGUAUGUCUGGUGAUUGUUCUGUUUCGGAUCACUGUGACAAUUCGGUAGCCAUCUAUGAGGCGAAUGAAGAUGACUUGGAGACAAUGGAAACAGAAACAAUAGUUGAAGAAUUUGUGAGGCUGAAGUUAAAACAAAACACUGGCAUCAUUCAACGUCGACGAACCUCGACUGAUAUGGAAACGCAAGCUCUCAUUGGUCGACUUAUAGAAAUAUCAAAUGAACUGGAGGCUCAGUAUGGUGAACGUUUGAAUCGAGACGCUGAAAUGUGGAUAAAGUCGGCUACUUAUGACAAAUUCCUGCAGAUUGCGAAGGGAGUCUUUUCAGACGGAGUUAUUAACUGGUCACGCAUAGUAGUACUGUUCAUGUUUGCUGUCAAAGUGGUGUUCAAUGCAGUCUCACAAGGCUUUAGUGGUCUUGCCGGAGAUGUGAUACGCUUUGUUGUCAAAUUCAUUUUUAUUCAUGGUAUAUACAAAUGGAUACAAAGUCAUGGUGGUUGGGUGGCUGUUCUACGCGAGUAUACGCCACAUUCUAAUUCAAGUGGUCUGAUCGUAUUCGGCCUUACUCUUCUGAUUGUUUGCUUAUUGUUAUCAAGGAAGAUUUAGUUGACAUUCCUAUGUGUGUGUUAUCUUCUUUAUGAAUUGUCGUUAAACCAUGGUUUGCACAACGGCUCACAUACGAACACUGAUUAACACAGUACGCCAGUGAUACGCGUGUACAUUUACAUGACAAAUUCAUUCAAAAUGGGAACAGGAAUUUUAUCGAUUUGAAGAGUUUUCACUCUCCCUUUUUUCCUCCUUUACACGCGAAAAGCAAAAUAUGAAAUAAGCAUUUCAAGUUUACUAUUGUUAUUAUUAUUAUUGUUAUUAUGAUCAUGAUUUGAUGGUCAAGCAUAACAGUCCAUGAAGAUUAUACAUAUCCAUGUGUUGUUGCAAUCCCCCUUCUACCUGUUUAUCCAUACACCUAGGCAUAUUCUCUUAUCUCUAUAUAACUAAUUCUCUCCUGCACAGUUAUCGACUGCACCAGCUGUUUGUUAGAUUAAGGGUGUUCUUACCUUGCUUAUGCGUGUCUAUUCGUGCCGCUUUGGUUGCACUAGUCAGUUUUGCUCACACUUCUUCUACGUUUUUUUUUCUUCUCCGUUCGUUCAAUGAUGCGAGACGAGUUCAGUUUUUGUGUAUAUUUUUCAAACACUGUCAACUUUACGUGCCUUGUUUACAUGUGAUCACCAUUGUUCAGGAAUUUUGUCUUUUUUUUCCUAAUGUUUUGUAUCGAAUGGGUGCUGCAUUAUUGGUCUGUAACUGUCUAUUUAUUUCCUAGUGAAUGUCCUAGUCCUCCUCCUCCUCCUCCCGACCUACAUUUGCAAAUUUGUAAUUUUUACUGAAAUUUCCCCUUAGUAUUGUUGUUUAUCCAACACGUUUUACCAAUUUUCGCUGUGAAACGAAAAAACAUUUUUUCUAUUUCAUCUAACACUUUCUACAAUGUGUUUUCCCUUUUCUUUUGUAUUCUGUGUAAAUUAUAAUUACAUUGUAUAUAUAUAACAUUAUAAAUUGUUCGUUGGAACGGAGGUAGCUUGAUGCUGUGUUCCUUGUUGUAUUAAUUGUUGACACACGUCAGCCGGUAUUGCGAAAUAAACGUUCCAAAGCAUUGUGCUGCGUUAUGACAACCUG
Messenger RNA from Trichobilharzia szidati, 1675 nucleotides. Lineage: Eukaryota; Metazoa; Platyhelminthes; Trematoda; Strigeidida; Schistosomatidae. The record is from the annotation of a GenBank genome assembly.